CAAAGGAAACUGUAAGAGACGCGUUCAAUGCAUUUUCCAUUUUUCAUUGUUUCAAAGUUUUCUGGAAGUAUUCUUCUGCGGAGCCUAAUUAAACCUGUUGAACCGUUCUUUCUACUACAUAUAUAAAUAACAUACUACAUAUACUCUACUACAUAUAUAGAUAACAGAUCGAGUUCACAUAGUGAUAUAACCGUGCACAGCCAGAUAGUUUGACAAAAGAAUUCGGUGUUGAGAUCACAGCGUGCCAUAUACUUGAAGCGCCACUUUGAUGCUUAGCGCUUGUCUCGAGUAAAAAACCAUAUAUUUCUCAUUGGAUCUUAUAACUAUAUAUUUUAAUUAACGUAGACUUUCAAAUUAACAUCGAUGACUUGGAAUGGUUUUUAAAUAUAUCAACAAAACACAGAAAGAAAAAUACGAAAAAUGAUCUACGCUUUUUAUAGACAUGUGGGUUUCUCUUUACUUACUGUAUUAACUGUUUUAGCAGGAUCUGUAGAUUCUCAAUAUGGAUCACGGGAUUACAGAGGAUCAAUAAGAGGAUCGCAUGUGAAGAGACCACAUCCGUGUGAACAGAGUUCGUGUUAUCCUGCGACUGGAAACUUAUUAAUCGGCCGCAAAAAUAAACUGAGUGCUUCAUCGACAUGCGGUCUAAAGGGUCCGGAAAGAUUCUGUAUUGUUUCACAUCUUAAAGAAAGAAAAAAAUGUUUCUUUUGCGAUGCAUCGAUACCGAAACAGCAACACAAUAUUGAAAAUAUUGUCAGCGGAACGUGGUGGCAAGCCGAGAAUGGAGUAGAAAAUGUUACGAUACGCUUUGACCUCGAGGCUGAGUUUCACUUUACACAUAUUAUUAUUCGCUUUCAAACGUUUCGACCUGCUGCCAUGCUGAUCGAAAGAUCAUACGAUUUUGGAAAGACUUGGCAAAUAUAUCGGUACUUUGCACACAACUGCGAACAUUAUUUCCCUGGAAUACCUAUUUAUCAACCUCAAAGUUUGACGGAUGUCAUUUGCGAAACACGAUAUUCGGCUGUUGCACCAUCCACUGGAGGUGAUGUAAUUUUCAGAUCCGGAGAUAUCUUUGUUGUCGAUCGUGGCUUCCGGGACGUCAAAGAGUACUCAGAAAAUAAAAAUUUUCAAGUGCUUAUGCCAGUUUUAAAAGAAAUGAUGGAUGAGUCCGGAAAGAUUUACAAACAGUUUGUAAAAGAAGAAAGUAAUAUAUUGAAAGCUCAAGUCCAGUCACGUCACAUGAGCAGGAAAGAGUACAAAUGUUUCGUGGAAUAUACACCACACAGCAUUGGAUACAACGGGGUGACAAAAUAUUGCUGUGAGUGUGCAAAUGGAUUUCGAACUAUUGGAUGCUGCUCACAUGUCGCAGCGAUUAUUUAUUAUUUGGCUUAUGGGAGAUAUUUAGCACGGAUUCCAAAGCCAGCUGAAAUACUAAGUCAAUUAUUUACUAAAGAUAAAAUUAACGUCGUAAUUGAAGAAGAUAGUGACAAAGACUGA
Pseudomyrmex gracilis is the source of this 1497-nucleotide messenger RNA. Its product is annotated as laminin subunit beta-1-like. The record is from RefSeq and is a predicted model, not a curated record. Gene Ontology annotation, biological process: cell migration; substrate adhesion-dependent cell spreading; basement membrane assembly. Lineage: Eukaryota; Metazoa; Arthropoda; Insecta; Hymenoptera; Formicidae. Gene Ontology annotation, cellular component: laminin trimer. Bases 421 to 1497 code for a protein of 358 amino acids. The transcript is spliced from 7 exons.